GAAUUUCAUCCAUCGUACCAUCAUCCUCUCGCGUACCGUUUAUUGACAACAUGUGCUGUUAAGUACGUUGCUAGCAUUCAACACAUAGAUACACCUCAGGACAGGAACAAUUCUCAACUUUCUGGUUGACAGCAUCGUGCUAGACUGUCAUGUCUUGUUAUACCCCCAUCGACAUACCCGCGUCUGGCGAGAAGACCUUCGUAGACUACUCUCGCUGGAAACUCACGUAUACCGAGGACGGUGGUCACAUCUGGAAAUACCUCAAGACUGAUGAGGAGAUACAGUCGUUACCUCAGACAGUGUUAGACAAAUACUGGCUUGGGCUUCCAUUGAACUUGCCUGCUUUACCUCCUGCAAAGGAUGCUCUGUCUGCUGCGCGUAACGGUCUACACUUCCUCAAGCAUCUCCAAGCCGAAGAUGGUCAUUGGCCAGGGUCCUAUGCCGGCCCCAUGUUUCUCUUACCUGGUCUUGUCAUUGGUUCCUACGUGACUCGCAUGACAUUCCAAGAAGAGGAACGAUUAGAGAUCAUACGGUACUUGCUUAACCGCGCUCAUGCAGAAGACGGGGGAUGGGGCAUUCAUAUUGAGGGUCCUUCCACCGCGUUUGGGACCGCUCUUAACUACGUUGUGCUGAGGAUUCUUGGAGUAUCUGCCGACCAUCCUGCAUUGGUCAAAGCUAGAGGCACGCUCCAUCGCCUUGGUGGAGCCACGCAUGUCCCUCAAUGGGGCAGUUUCUGGUUGUCCAUACUGAAUGUAUAUGACUGGGAAGGCAACAAUCCGAUCCCUCCUGAGUUGUGGGUACUUCCCGAGUGGCUCCCCUUCCAUCCUUCUCGGUGGUGGACUCAUUGUAGAAUGGUAUAUAUACCGAUGUGCUACCUUUACGGAAUUCGUUGGUCUAUGCCAGAAAAUGACCUAAUUUUGGCUUUGCGAGAGGAACUUUAUACCCAGAACUACUAUUCAAUUGACUGGCCGGCACAACGGAACACGGUUGCCGAAAUAGACCUGUAUGUCCCUCAUUCGACCCUCCUCAACGUAGCAAAUCUCGCUUUAGGUGCCUACGAGAACUGCGUACACCCAGCUAUUCGUCGCAAAGCUCUGGACAUAUGCUAUAAACAAGUAAUCUACGAGGACGAGAACACGGGAUAUCAAGACUUGGCUCCCGUCAACAUGAUGAUGAAUUGUAUCGUCCGUUACGCCGAGGACGGGCCUGAUUCCCAGGCGUAUAAGAAGCACAUGAAAGCGAGGGCUGACGCCAUGUGGGUCUGUGAAGAUGGUAUGUUCAUGGGUGGCACGAAUGGAUCGCAACUGUGGGAUAUCGUGUUUAUUGCUCAAGCGUUGGUGGAAUCUGGUCUCGGUGCGGAGGAGGAGAACCGAGAGUGUUUGUCGAAGGCCUUGCAGUGGCUUGAUCAGUGUCAAAUCAAAGAAAAUCCGAAGUUUAUGAAGGAGGGUCACAGGCAUCCGACUAGGGGUGCAUGGCCGUUCUCUACGAGGACUCAAGGAUAUACCGUUAGCGACUGUACAGGCGAGGGCCUGAAAGCUGUCAUUUAUAUCCAGGAACACGUUCCUGGUAUGCCGAAGCUCGUAUCUGAGCGCCGUCUCUGCGAUGCAGUAGAUAUCAUGCUGGGAAUGCAGAACGCUGAUGGUGGCUUUGCGAGUUACGAGGUCAUUCGCGGUCCUGGCUGGCUUGAAUUGCUGAAUCCAGCCGAGGUAUUCGGAGAUAUUAUGAUCGAGCACAGCUAUCCUGAAUGCACGACGUCGGUCAUUACAGCACUAUCGAUCUUUACCAAACAUUAUCCUCACUAUCGCGUAGCUGACAUCGAACACGUUACCAAGAGGGCGGUCGAGUUCCUCCACAAUGCACAAAAACCUGAAGGCGGUUGGUAUGGUUCAUGGGGCAUAUGUUUCACUUAUGCUACGCAAUUCGCAUUGGAAAGUCUCUCUUUGGUUGGAGAGAUAUACACGACUAGUAAGUCGGCCCGUAGAGCUUGCGAUUUCCUCGUGAGCAAGCAACGUGCCGAUGGUGGUUGGGGUGAGAGCUGGGAGUCCUGUGAGAAGAUCGCUUGGGUAGAGCACAAGGAUAGUCAAGUUGUCCAGACGGCUUGGGCGACCAUGGCACUCAUUUAUGGUCGCUAUCCCCAUCCUGAGCCCAUCGAACGUGCAGUCCGUCUGGUCAUGUCUCGUCAAAACCCUGAUGGUUCUUGGCCUCAAGAAGCCCUUGAGGGUAUUUUCAACAAGACUGUCACUAUCGCUUACCCGCUCUUCAAAUCGUCGUUCUCGAUUUGGAUGUUGGGCAAGGCACAUCAGUACCUUGCCGAGCUGCAGGCUGAGAAGGCGAAUGGGUAUUGAGUGACCUAUAGUGACGGAUCCCUACUGGUUGAUUUGGCUGGAUAUAAGGACUGCUCGUAUACCUGAUAAUUGUUCGGAAUUUAUGGUUGUGAGUCUUGUGUAAGCAAGGAGACGUGAACUGUCAAUCUCGCAUUCGUGCCGGUACAAACCGCCUAAGGACGACCUCCCUUACAGAGUAAUGUGCUAAACAAGCCGGUGAAGAUAGAAGAUCAGUCGACACCCUCGACCGUGCAGGUAUUGUAACGUAGGCCAGGACGAGUGUCUGUAAACGCUUUCAGUAAAGUCUUGAGUGACGAAGAAGCAAUGUCAUGCGUACUUUUUGGACUU
Messenger RNA from Somion occarium, 2672 nucleotides. Lineage: Eukaryota; Fungi; Basidiomycota; Agaricomycetes; Polyporales; Cerrenaceae. The record is from the annotation of a GenBank genome assembly.